Dentiscutata erythropus is the source of this 171-nucleotide messenger RNA. The record is from the annotation of a GenBank genome assembly. Lineage: Eukaryota; Fungi; Glomeromycota; Glomeromycetes; Diversisporales; Gigasporaceae.
ACUAAUCAGCCUGAUUGCCAAACAGCAAGAAAAUAUGAUAAGUAUAAGAUUGAUAACUCCUCAAUUAGUAUUAAUAAAAUUGAAAAUUCAACAGUAGAUAUCCAAGGAGUUGUUUUGAAAAUAAAAAUAAUUAAUAAUGUCUCAGAUUAUAAUAACAGACCAGUAAAAAAG